AUGCCAGCCAGGCCAACUGAAGCAAUCCAAGUAUUGAAUGAAACUCGGUCAGCUAUUGAGAACAAUGUUUCCAGCAAGUCCAGAAAAAAAAUCAGCUUGCAAGUCGAUUCAACAAUCGAAAAACCAAAUAAAUCCAAGAAAAGAAAAAAAUCACGCCAUGCACUCGAAGACACCUUGGAAGAAGAAAUGAUUCCAGAACCCGAUCAAGAUCGACAGAGUAAGAAAAAAAAGAAAAAGAAAAAAAGUUUAUCGGAAAAAGAUAAUCCAAGAGCUGACAUUGAGAAGGAAGCUAGUAACAGAAUUUCUUUCGGAAGAGCACCAAGAAGCAGUCCACUCUUCCAUAAGAAGAACGUAACAAUUCCACUGAGUACUGAUCAGUAUUUGGAAAAAAAGAAAAUCAACAUUGUCAGAAUCGACUAUAUCAGGGGAGGUCCACCUGAUCUUGAACAGAAGAAAAACGAAGAAAGUCCAGAAGAGAAACAUGAGCAAAUGGAUACUGAAGAAAAUCGAAGUGAGGAACUGCCAAAACCUGUCAAUGAAUUAGCAAUAGAAGAAGUGGUUACAGAAGCACCCGUGACUGCGUGCAAAGAAGCUUUAGGCGCUAAACCGAAGGUGACUCUCAACAACUCAAAAUCAGAUAUUUGCGAAACAGUCCCAGAGACUGUCUCACCGAACAAGUCAGACUUGAAAUCUGCGACAAUUCUACCAUGGCCAAGAAUUUUCAGAACUCCAAAAUGGAGAAAGCAACAAGCUGAGGCAGAAAAAAACAUAAAAUUUCAUCAGGGAAACCUUGCAUUAGUACCUGAAUAUUCUGAUUCUGAAUCAGCCAAAGAAAAGACAGUUCUCAAGGAAGAUUCUCGAGAUAGUGACAAAGCACCCCUGGAGACAAAUCAUGUGUCAGAGAAAAAGACUGAAGAUGUUUACUCUGCAAGAAACGUUGUCCUAGAAGCAGAGUCAGGUCCUAGCCAGUCAGAACUUGAAGAAGUGUCGACGUUUUCUUCAAGUUACGUGGACUUGUCUUCUAUAUCCGAAGAUAAGUUGCUGCAAACCUCCUUUGACGUGUAUGAAAAGCGUUCGAAAUUGCCAUCUGAAACCUGGUUCAUAAACCUUUAG
Messenger RNA from Leptinotarsa decemlineata (Colorado potato beetle), 1113 nucleotides. RefSeq lists its product as uncharacterized. Gene Ontology annotation, cellular component: Cajal body. Gene Ontology annotation, biological process: spliceosomal snRNP assembly. Lineage: Eukaryota; Metazoa; Arthropoda; Insecta; Coleoptera; Chrysomelidae. The record is from RefSeq and is a predicted model, not a curated record. Gene Ontology annotation, molecular function: U2 snRNA binding; U1 snRNA binding.